Closterium sp. Naga37s-1 is the source of this 5625-nucleotide messenger RNA. Lineage: Eukaryota; Viridiplantae; Streptophyta; Zygnematophyceae; Desmidiales; Closteriaceae. The record is from the annotation of a GenBank genome assembly.
AUGCGUGAAAGCUCUAUCGCUGAACGUCGUGUUGCGGGAGGAGAAGGAGAAGCGGAAGGGGAAGGGGACGGGCACGAAGGGAAAAGAGGAGGACGAGGAAGGGGAGGAGUAGGAGAAGCGGGGGGAGGAGGAGGAGGGGUAGGGGGGUCAGGUGGUAGUGACGGCACGGGCAGCUGCGUAAUCUCGACGGCUACUGCAUACGCCACCGACCAGGCCUCGGGAUCCGCCCGCUCAACAGCGCGUUCGUCCGCCGCCGCUCCUUCUGCUCCUUCCGCCCCUUCCGCCCCUUCCCCUUCUUCCGGCCCUUCCGCUCUUUCCGCUCCUUCCGCUUCUUCCGCCAUACUGGAAGCCAUGGCUGCGCUCGCAGUCUCCCCCUUCGCGCCUUCCGCCUCUGCUGCGCAAUCUCCGCUUCCUUCCAACCCCUCUCACCGUCCCGCCUCGUCCUCCCGCUCUCCGUUCACAUCGGGACGUGCCCUGCUCCGAACCACCUCGGCCGAGCCUGCCGUUCUGGCUUGGAGCCACGGCUGGCCGCCCUCGACUAGGUCCGGCAGCAGCCGCCCAUCCGCAGCUCAACCGAAGCAAACCGAGCAGGUGUACGUGGACCAGGAAGGUCUGGGGCAGGUAAAUUCAGGGAAGGUGAUUUCGGGGCAGGGAAACCUCGGGCAGGCUAACGUGCAAGUGCAACAGCAGCAGCAGCAGCAGCAGCAGCUGCAGCAACAGCCGAAGAAGAAAACUCGGCGGCGGUUUCAAUACCACGAUUUACCACACCCAAGGUCGGUAGAGGGUGGCAUGAACCUGGAUGGAGGCGAGAGGAAGGGAGAGAGAGGGGGGAAAGGAGGGGUUGAAGGGUCAGGAGGUAGAGGAGGAGGAGGAGGAGGAGAAUCCGACGUGGAAGGAGGAAACACACCUGAAGAAAGACGUGCAGAGGGGGGAGGGGGCGGAGAAGCGGAAGGAUGGGGGGAAGGAGGAUCGGGAAGCGGAGGAGGGGGAGAUGGAGGAGGGGCAACAGGAGGAAGAGAGGAGCGGAGGCAGGGGCGCAAGGGGAGGCAUCGCAAGACGUUGAGUCUGGACGGGAGGGUUCUUGUGGGAGCGCUGAUUGAGGGACUCGGCCUCUCGAAACGUGCUGCUGCUGCUGCUGUUUCCCCUCCUCCUCCUGCUGCUGCUGCUUCUGCUUCUGCUUUCCCUACUGCUGCUGCUGCUGCUGCUGCUGCUGUUGCUCCUGCUGCUUUUCCUGCUGCUGCUUCUUCUGCUGCUUCUGCUGCUUCUCCGGCUGCUGCUGCUGGCACUGCUGCUACUGCCGCUGCUUCUCCUUCUGCAGCUUCUGCUGAGGCCUUCAACGUCACUACUGCCUCUGCAGAGCCCUUAAUGCAUGCAGCAGCAGACACAGGCCGUGAUGAUCCCAGGAACGAGUGUGGUGAUGAGAGUGGCAGCACCCACGGAGGGAGGAGUGCUGCUGCUGCAGAGGAGAAGGGUGGUAGUGGCAGUGGCGACAGCAGUAGCACUGGUAUUGGGAAAGAGGAAUGUAAGGUUCAAUCAGACCCCUCAGAUGCAGCAGCAGCAGCAGCAGCAGCAGCAGCAGCAGCAGCAGCAGCAGCAGCAGCAGCAGCAGCAGCAGCAGCAGCAGCAGCAGCAGCAGCAGCAGCAGCAGCAGCAGCAGCAGCAGCAGCGGCAGCAGCGGCAGCGGCGGUAGCACCAGCGGUAGGCGCAGCCGCUGAUAGAGGAGGAGGAGAAGUAGGAGGAGGAAGAGGAGGGGGAAAAGCGAGGGGGAGACAUCGCAGAACGCGCAGCUUAGAUGGGCCGAUUUCCAUGUGGGCCUUUGGAGGGCUGGGGAAGAUUAGCGGCAGGCAAACAGACAGGGCGAGAGAAAGGGAGCAGGCAGGCAGUGGCACAGGAACCCCCAGUCCUAGAAUUGUUGCUGCUGCUGCUGCUGCUGGUGGUGCUGCUGGUGCUGCUGCUGGUGCUGCUGCUGCUUCUUCUCCUCGUCUUGCUGACUCGGCAGAUGGUUUAGGUCAAAGGGGAGGUAAAGUAGAGGAAUAUGCAGCACCAGCAGCAGCAGGUACAGAAGCGGUGACGGAGGGAGGUUUAGAGGGGGCGUGGAGGAAGGGCAAGGGUGGGAAACGCAGCGGUCUUAAGAUGGUUAUAUUCUUGGACAGAUUUGGUAGUGGUGCUGCUGAUGCUGCUGCUGACGGUGCUGAUGCUGCUGGCAGUGCUGGUGAUGCUGCUGCUGGCGGUGCUACUGCUGGCACUCCUACUGCUGCUGCUGCUGCUGCUGCUGCUGCUGCUGCUGCUGCUGCUGCUGCUGCUGCUGCUGCUGCUGCUGCCGGUGCUGCCGGUGCCAACAGCGAAAGGUUGGCUGGCAGCGAGGGACAGGAUCCAUUCAGUGCGUCUCCUGGCGUUAGUUUCUUCGGAGGUGGUGGAGGAGGAGGAGGGAUAAGAGGAAGGGCAGGAGGAGGGAGUGGGCGGAAGGGAGCACUAGCAGCAGGGCUGCAGGCAUUAAUCAGCCCGCGUGUAGGUUCUGUCACUCGGUCGUUCUUCUCCCCCAUGCCGUCCCCCACCACCCCUCCUGUGCUGGGUCACACACAGUGGGGAGGGGGAUCUAGGUCUAAGGGAAAGAAUGCUCCUCCUUCUGCUUCUCCCCGUGGGGGUGCUGGGGGUGCUGCUGCUGCUGCUGCUGCUGCUGCUGCGACUGCUGUUGCUGCCACUGCUGCUGCUUCUGCUUCUGCUUCUCCUCGGGGGGGUACUGCUGCUGCUGCAGCUUCAUCUGGUGCGGCUGCUUUUUCUUCCUCUGCCACCGCCGCAGCAGCUGCUGCGUCUUGUUUCGCGUGCACGGGGGACGAUGGUGAUAGCACCGUUGAUGGGAACCCAGGGGAGCGUAUUAAUAUGAGCGAGGCUGGGGAGUGUGAGGGUGGAGGAGAGUGGAAGGAGGCCGAGAGCAAGGGGAACGUGGAGAGCAGGGGGGCAGCACAGCAGGGAACUAGAGAAGCGCCAGCGCUGCACACGCCGUGUGCAGAUCGGUGGGAGACGUCAGGAACACCCGUUUCUAAGCCAGGUGACGUGGCAGCUGACGUGGCAGCUGAUGUGGCAGCUGACGUGGACCAGUUUGCAGCCAGUGCCACCCUCCCGUGCGAGCGUUCUGCCCGCGGAGAAGAAGAAGAAGAAGCUGCUAGUGGUGCAGAACACCCAGCAGAGUACCCUGUGCUGGAUCUCCAGCACAGGGUACUCUGCUGCCCAGCAAUUGCUUCACUUGAGGCCAUUGGAUCUCCAACCUGCGUUCCUCUUUCUCUCACCACUCUUCCUCCUCAUGCUGCUCCUGCUGCUGCUCCUGCUGCUGCAGCUUCAGUGCUGCCUCUUUCUCCCCCGCAUAAUUCCCCCCCUGCCGUACCUCGUCCUCCUCCCUCUGGUUCCCCUCCCAAGCCCUCUGUUCAUCCUCAAAGUGAGAAUGGUCCCCUUGCUGCUGAGGCUCUCAAUGCAAUAACAACAGCAACAGGCUGGGCCAGUUUGCAGCAGCAGCUGCAGGAGGCGCAGGAGGAGGAGGAGGAGAAGCAGCAACGGCAGCAGGAGCAGCAGCAGCAGCAGCAGCAGGAGCAGCAGCAGCAGGAGCAGCAGCAGCAGGAGCAGCAGCAGCCGGAGCAGCAGCAGCAGGAGCAGCAGCAAGGGGGGCAGGGGGUGCAGGGGCAACAGGAGGAACAAGGGGGGCAAAGGGGACAGGAGGCGCAAGGGGUGCUGGGGGGGCAAGGGGGGCUUGGGGGACAAGGGGGACAAGGGGGACAAGGGGUGCAGGGGGGGCGGAGACACAAGGCAUCAGUUAUAAGCCUGAGUAUAGCGGCAGGCCUGCAUGCUCUGGGUAUGGUGAGGAGAGGAGGGGAUGGGGAGGUGGGGGUGGAAGAGAAAGAGGAGGAGGAGGAGGAGGAGGAGGAGGAGGAGGAGGAGGAGGAGGAGGAGGAGGAGGGGACGGGGGCGGGGGAGGGAUGGGAGGUGGAGGGGGACAGAGGUUCAGGAGCAGGGUCUGGGAAUGGGAGUAGAAGCAUCGGCAUGACUCGCACCUCCACUGGCAGCAGGCUGUCUCGUUUCGUCACUGCUUCGGGGGAUCGCGAUGGCCGAAAAGGGGGCUAUUCUGCUGCAACAGCCGCAGGAGCAUCGGGUGAAGCAGGGAUGGGAGGAGGCGGAGGAGGAGGGGCAGCGGGAGGAGGAGGAGGAGGGGGGGAGGAAGAGUGGAGGUUUGGAAACGAGGGGGAGGAGCCAGUGGGGGAUUUACCAUGGGUGGGAUCUAACUUAGAUGGCCCUUUGCUGCCGUCUGCUGCUAUUUAUGAGGCGUUGAUGCUCUCUCCUCGGUACGAUGCGGUGGGGCAGUUGGGGCAGUCAGAUGCAGAUGGAUCUGGUGGGACAGUUGGGACAGUUGAGGCACGAGAUCUGCUGAUGGCAAUGGUGAGGGAGAAACGAAUCACUUCGGCUGCUGUUGCAGCAGCUAUGGCCGCAGUUGCUUCCUCAGGCGUUGGUGAUGGUGCUGUUGGUGCUGCUGGUGUUGCUGGUGCUGCUGCUUCCGCCGCCGCUGCUGGUGGUGCCGGUAGUGGUGCUGGUGCCUCGGGUAUGAACUAUAAAGGAGGAGCGGAAGAAGGAGAGGAGGAGGACGACGACGAUAGUGUGCCCCUCUGUUACUCCUCUCCUCUUCCCUUUGCCCCGGGCAACCACUGGGCUCUACUCAUGCGCCAAAGCCUGGAGUGCGACGAAACCAGCAGCGGAAACUUCGAGCUGCACCGGUCGAAAGCGGUGGAGGACGGUGCGGAGCCGUGGGGGGGUGGUGGAGACGGAGAGGGGGAGGGAGUGGGGGAGGAGGGUGGUGCUGGGGUGGGGAACGGGGGACAAGCGCCGGGGUUUCAGGAUAUGUUGGUAUUGAAUGAUGUGGGUAGGAGUAGUGAUGGGACUCCUGUCAUGUCCACCUCAUCCUCGCUGGUUAUAGGGGUUGUGGAGGGGGGGGAGAGGGGGGUGGAGGGUGCGGAGAGAGGAGGGGGGGAGGGUCGGGGGUCUGUGGGGGGGAGUGUGGAGGGGGCUUCAUGGCAUGGGAUGGUUUUUGAGGAAGGUUUUCAAAAAUCGCCUGUGGGAACAAGGAUGGGCGGGGAAGAAGAGGAUGGGGGAGUGUUGGUGGAGGAGCGAGGGGAGGGAGGAGAGGAGGUGGUUUUCGAGAGAGGGGGUCUCACAUCAGGGUGUGUGAUAGGGGUAGAGGAUGAUGGGGUGAAUAUGGUGGCAUUGGAACAUUCAGCAGGCUCUGGUUCUGCUGUGGGUGUGGUGACUGGGGUGGUAGGUGCAGGGGCAGGGGGAAUAGGACUAGGUCUCUUUGUAGUUGUGGAUGAGGAGGGAGAAGAGGGGGAGUUGGAAGGGGUUGGGAGCGGUGGAGAGGGUUUGGAGUGGAAUUGUGGGGCGUCUAGUGUGAUGUGUGCCAUGGGAAGCAUGUCUGAGCCUGAUGCUGCUCUGCAUGAAUUCGGGCUCAUGCAGGAGAUGGGGCAGGACAUGGGGCAUGACAUGGGGCAAGACAUGGGGCAAGAUGUGGCAUCUGAUGUGGACCCAGAAGUGUAUGGGUUGAUCCAUAGCGACUCUGGAAAUCCCUGUUGCAGUGCCUACUUCCCGUGA